Python bivittatus (Burmese python) is the source of this 2897-nucleotide messenger RNA. NCBI's taxonomy places the organism in Eukaryota, Metazoa, Chordata, Lepidosauria, Squamata, Pythonidae. The record is from RefSeq and is a predicted model, not a curated record.
CGGGGAGCCUGUCCGCCGGGGAUGCUCUGCGGCCGGCCCAGCCCUGGAGCUCCUAGGCGCCCGCUGUCGCCCGUCUCCUGCAGGUCCUGAGGAUGAGAUGGCCUCGGAGGGGCUUGUCGGGGAGAAAUCUCCGCUCACUGUGAAAGUCGUGUCAGCAAAGCCCAAGGCCCAGAGCCGCCAGUCACGGAUCACCUCCUUUGUGGAGGUGGUAGUGGAUGGACUCGCCAACGAGGCCAAGAAGACAGGGAAGCAGACUGGGAGCUCUGAGCUGCUCUGGAAUGAGAGCCUGGUGCUGAACGUCACCUCUCAAAGCCACCUGGAUCUGAAGCUGUGGAGCUGCCACACCCUGCGGAAUGAGCUGCUGGGAGUGGCGUCAGUCAACCUCUCCAGCACACUGAAGCAGAGCAAAGUGGAGAACAAGCCGCUGACCUUGAACCUGCAGGCAGAGAACAAAGGCGGCCUUCUCUCGGGCGGCGAGCUGAUGGUUUUCCUGGACGGGCCUGGCAUUGAGGUGGGCAGCCUGCCGAACGGCCCUGUCGCGGCCGAAGGGCCCCAGGGAGCCGGGAGGGAUUCUGGGGGCCCGGCUGCAUCCCCUGAGAACAGGCCCCAGGCGUCCAGCACAAGCUGCUUUGGUGGCCAGUCCAGAGCGCAGAGGUCUGCAGCUGGAGCCCCCAGGCGGAGCGUGGCCACCCAAGAGCAGAGCCCGAAGAUCCAGCAUCAGCCACUGGGGAGAGGCCAGGAUGGCGGCCAGAGCAGGGCAGUGAACGGAGAGUCCGAGAGCUCUGCAGCCGCUGCCGAAGAGGAGCUGGCUGGGCCCCCCGCAGUUGGGCCGGACGCGGCCCCCCAGCCCAGUGUGGCUCACAUCCCCGCCGAGGUGGAAGAGCCUGGACCUAACUCAGGCAGCCAAUCUUCUCAGUUGGCAGUCCAGACGCUGGAGUCUCUGCCCCCUGGCUGGGAGCAACGGGAGCUGCCUAACGGGAGGGUCUACUACGUGGACCACAACACCAAGAGCACCACCUGGGAGCGCCCCCUUCCACCAGGCUGGGAGAAACGUGUGGACCCCCGUGGUAGGUGCUACUUCGUGGACCACAACACACGCACCACCACGUGGCAGCGACCCACAGCUGAGUACGUGCGCACCUACGAGCAGUGGCAGAGCCAGCGCAACCAGCUCCAAGGCGCCAUGCAGCAGUUCAGCCAAAGAUUCCUCUACCAGUCCUCUGGCACAGCUGCUGACAACGACCCCUUGGGCCCGCUUCCUCCUGGCUGGGAAAAGCGUCAAGAUAACGGGCGAGUGUACUACGUGAACCACAACACCCGCACCACACAAUGGGAAGAUCCUCGCACCCAGGGGAUGGUCCAAGAGCCAGCGCUGCCCCCCGGCUGGGAGAUGAAGUACACAAGCGAGCGGGUGCGCUACUUCGUGGACCACAACACCCGCACCACCACCUUCAAGGACCCCCGCCCUGGAUUCGAGUCUGGGAGCAAGCAGGGGGGCUCCCCCGGCGCUUACGACCGGAGUUUUCGCUGGAAGUUCCACCAGUUCCGCUUCCUUUGCCACUCCAAUGCCCUCCCCAGCCACGUCAAGAUCAGCGUCUCGCGGCAGACGCUCUUUGAGGACUCCUUCCAGCAGAUCAUGAACAUGAAGCCCUACGACCUGCGGCGCCGGCUGUACAUCAUCAUGCGCGGGGAGGAGGGUCUGGACUACGGCGGCAUUGCCCGCGAGUGGUUCUUCCUCCUGUCCCACGAGGUGCUGAACCCCAUGUACUGCCUCUUCGAGUACGCCGGCAAGAACAACUACUGCCUGCAGAUCAACCCCGCCUCCUCCAUCAACCCCGACCACCUCACCUACUUCCGCUUCAUCGGCCGCUUCAUUGCCAUGGCACUCUACCACGGCAAGUUCAUCGACACGGGCUUCACCCUGCCCUUCUACAAGCGGAUGCUGAACAAGCGCCCCACCCUCAAGGACCUGGAGUCCAUCGAUCCCGAAUUCUACAACUCCAUCGUCUGGAUCAAAGAGAACAGCCUCGAGGAGUGUGCCCUGGAACUCUACUUCAUCCAGGAUAUGGAAAUCUUGGGCAAGGUGACCACCCACGAGCUGAAGGAGGGCGGGGAGAACCUCCGAGUCACCGAGGAGAACAAGGAGGAAUAUAUCAUGCUGCUGACCGACUGGCGGUUCACACGAGGAGUUGAGGAGCAGACCAAGGCCUUCCUGGAUGGCUUCAACGAGGUGGCCCCUCUGGAGUGGCUGCGGUACUUCGACGAGAAGGAGCUGGAGCUGAUGCUGUGCGGCAUGCAGGAGAUCGACCUGAGCGACUGGCAGAAGAACACCAUCUACAGGCAUUACACCAAGAGCAGCAAGCAGAUCCAGUGGUUCUGGCAGGUGGUCAAGGAGAUGGACAACGAGAAGAGAGUCCGGCUUCUGCAGUUUGUGACCGGGACAUGCCGCCUGCCUGUGGGAGGAUUCGCAGAGCUCAUUGGCAGCAACGGACCCCAGAAGUUCUGCAUCGAUAAAGUGGGCAAGGAGACCUGGCUACCCCGCAGCCACACUUGCUUCAACCGCCUGGACCUGCCUCCCUACAAGAGUUACGAGCAGCUGAAGGAGAAGCUUCUUUAUGCCGUCGAGGAGACAGAGGGCUUCGGGCAGGAGUGACGGGCAUCUGGAAGGUGCCUGAGAAGAGCCAUCCUGUGUGCCAGAAAGGGCAGAAUCCCUGGGAGGGCAUGGCGCCGGGGAGACCCUCUCGGGGACCAGUUGGGCCAGGUCUUGUAGAGGAUGCAUCCCCCUGCAAGGCCAGGGCGGGCUCCCAGACCCACCCUCCCUCCCACCCCACACCUGCUACAUUCUGAGCUGUAUUUCCCUGGGCAUCUCAGCCUCCUUCCAUGGGCACUUUGGGCCC